CCAGGAGGAGCCCCGGCGCAGCAGGACCCCGGAGACCGGGAUCCAGAAGGAACCGCAGGAGAGACCAGUCAAGGUUCUGAAACGACUCGAAGAAAUUGACAGAUCUGGAUGGCCACGCCCGACAGGAGAGUGGUCUCCAGACCCCGGGGACCUGGCUGGGGGCACCAGGGGAGCGGGGCCUGCCUGGGCUCCCUGGACGACCUGCCGCGUGAGGGGACCCAGGAGCUGGCACCGGCACAGCUGACCAUGCUGAGGAAGGCACAGGAGUUCUUCCAGACCUGUGAUGCCGAGGGCAAGGGCUUCAUCACCAGGAGGGAUAUGCAGAGGCUGCAUGAGGAGCUGCCCCUCAGCCUGGAGGACCUGGAGGAUGUGUUUGAUGCCCUGGAUGCUGACGGCAAUGGCUUUCUGACCCCAGCGGAGUUCACCACUGGAUUUAGUCACUUCUUCUUCAGCCAGAAGAAGCCGAGUGAGGAAGAUGGAGCUGAGCACCUGGCCCAGCUCCAGGAAGAGAAGGUGUAUCAGACCAGAGGGUGUGAGGAUCUGGGUGACAUGGACGGAGAUGAGGAAGGCCAGUUCCAGAUGCUGAUGGACAGGCUUGGAGCCCAAAAGGUUUGGCAAGAUGAAAAUGACGUCAAGCAACUCUGGCUGCAGCUGAAGAAGGACGAGCCUCACUUACUGUCCAACUUUGAGGAUUUCCUGACCAGAAUCUUCUCGCAGCUCCUAGAAGCCCACGAGGAGAAGCAUGAGCUGGAGUGCGCCCUGAAAAGGAAAAGUGCUGCCUAUGAUGAAGAGAUCCAGCACCUCUACGAGGAGAUGGAACGGCAAAUCAAAAGCGAGGAAGAGCAGUUUCUCCUGAAGGACACGGAGAGGUUCCAGGCGUGCAGUCAGGAGCUGGAACAGAAGCUGUUCUCCAAGGAGCAGGAACUGGAGCGGCUCAUCCAGAAGCAGAAGCGGCUGGAAGGCCAGUGCACCGCCCUGCACAACGACAAGCAUGAAACCAAGGCUGAGAACACCAAGCUGAAACUCACCAACCAGGAGCUGGCCGGGGAGUUGGAGCGGACAUCCUGGGAGCUGCAGGAUGCCCAGCAGCAGCUGGAAAGCCUCCAGCAAGAGGCCCGAAAACUCCACCAGGAGAAGGAGAUGGAAGUGUACCGCGUCACGGAGAGUCUGCAGCGGGAGAAGUCAGGGCUCCUGAAACAGCUGGAUUUCCUAAGGGAAAGGAACAAGCAUCUUCGGGAUGAACGGGACAUAUGUUUUCAGAAAGACAAGGCAGCCAAGGCAAACACAGCUGCUUCCAAGGCAAGCCAGAAGCAGCGAUCUGGCUCUGUGAUCGGCAAAUACGUGGAUGGCGGAGGGGUGCUCAGAAGCCAGUCAGAGGAGGAGGAAGAUGUGUUUGGCAUCCUGCGGAGGAGAAGCUCCCUGGGCCUGAGUGGGCACCCCCUUACAGAAGAGGGGCCGGGGACCGGGGGUCUGCUCUCCCGGCCGCUCCGCAGAAUCAUCUCCAUUGAAGAGGACCCGCUGCCCCAGCUGCUGGGGGGCGGCUCUGAGCAGCCACUGGGCCAAUGCCCGGAAGAAGGGGAGGCCUCCGACCAGGGGGCGGAGGGACAAAUCGGGCCGUCCCGACCUCUGGAACUCAUGCCUGCGUCUCCCCGAGGGCAGCCCGUCGGAAAAGAGACCCCGUCUGAGGAGGAAGGCUCUGUGUCCACCCCAGACCGGCUCUUCAAGGUCGUGUUUGUGGGCAAUUCCUCCGUGGGGAAGACGUCCUUCCUGAGCCGGUUCUGCGACGGCAAGUUCUCCCGGGGUUCAGCAGCCACCAUGGGCAUCGAUUACCGCAUGAAGACCGUGCGUGUGGACGACUCGCGGGUGGCCCUGCAGCUGUGGGACACGGCGGGGCAGGAGAGGUAUCGCUGCAUCACCCAGCAGUUCUUCCGCAAGGCCGACGGCGUCGUGGUCAUGUACGAUCUCACAGCCAGGCAGUCCUUCCUGGCCGUGCGGCCGUGGCUGAGCAGUGUGGAGGAAGCUGUGGGAGACCGCAUUCCCGUUCUUCUGCUGGGCAACAAAGUUGACAACGAGAAGGAGCGGGAAGUGCCGCGGGGCCUGGGAGAGCAGCUGGCCCAGGAGCACAACCUGAUCUUCUACGAAUGCAGUGCCUAUUCCGGUCACAACACCCAAGAGUCCGUGCUCCAUCUGGCCAGGAUCCUCAAGGAACAAGAAGACACAGUGAGGGAGGACACCAUUCAGAUUGACCGCCCCGCCAAGAAGAAAGCCUGCUGCGGCUGAUACAGGUCCCCUAGGACUCCCACCCAGGCCUGAGGCCACAGGGCCUACCCUGCCUCCUGCACAGAUGCCCUCACCAGGGCCCACCCAGACCUUUAUCCUUGUCAGCGAUGUUCCCCCCCCCAAAGGAAGGAAAACACAUCCCGUCAGGAAAGCUGCUCUUGGAGCCUCUUGGGGUCUUUCUCCCCCUUCUCUGUCUAGACCCAGUUGCCUAUUCCUUUCUUGUUUCUCCCCCCAGCUUGGUUUCCUGGGGAGACAACAGAUGGGCUUUUCCAGAGAAGCCACCACGUGCCUUUCCCACCUCCCUUCUCGCCCCCUGCCCUUAGGAGCCUCAGCACUGAGGUUGCCAUGGCAACUAAGCAAGGCAGACUUGCUGCUUCCUGUAGGCCAAAGCCACAGCACUGGGGCAGCUGGUCUGGCCUCGGAGCCUGUUCUCUGGAUGGCAGUGGGAUACCCUUGGCAGGUGCUUCGUGGACGUUGAGAUGCCCACAGGUGUUGAGAAGAGCACACCGGGGCACCUGCAUCCUGUCCCAGCCUCUCCCCGCGCUGGUCCUGCUCCUUCCCAAGCUCCCGGGUCCCUCCUCUCUCAGCAGCCACCAUGCCUCCAGUGUUUGUGCCCUGGGUUCUCUGGAGCCGCGCCUUCCAAAAACCACAGCCUUUGCUCCCCGCCGCCCACCCAGACCCCCGACGCGAAGCUGGAGCGUGGGUGACAAAUGUGCACCUGGGGUCAGCGAGUGGCUUCUAACUGCUUGACUUUGACUAGGAGACGGAAAGAGAGCCAGGGCGACAAAGCCACCUGUUGCUGAGCAGAGAGGCCAUGCCUGAGGGUACAAAUAAGGGUAUAUAGCUAUGUAAGAGCCAUUUUCUAGAUGUUUCUCAAGAUAGCUCUUCAAAAUUUGUACAUGAUGAAUUAACAGGGUAGAUUGACAGGCGGGCAGGGGGGCCCAACACCAGGUCCGCAGUUACUGAUUUCACUUUAUGUUACUUUUUUCUAGAAGGCUCUAUUUUCUUUUUAAAGUGUGGCUGUGAUGUUGACACUUUGCUGGGGUCUGAGCGUGAACAGAGGGUAGCUGUCGGCCUUGGCACCCCUGUGAGGGCCCCGGCACAGGGCACUUGGAUGGAGGGGACUGAUCUGGGCCCGUGUGUGGGCCCGUGCGCUAGGUGGUGAGGUCCCAACCCCUGGCAGCGCUCCAGCGUCCCUGGCUGGUGUCCAGUGGGUUGGCAAGGGCACUCUUGCCCUGGCUGGGGGUUUGAAUGCAAUGAUCAUAAACAUCACUGCCUAUGACCAUUCUAGGGCUAGACCCAGGCCCCCCGUAGGAAAUCGGGUGAUGUCCAUGUGCGGUGGGGCAUGCAGGAAGGAAGGGAGCAGAGAGUAUCCACGGGCCUCCAAGAAAGUGAUUCAAGACACCUGCACACAGCCAGCCCGACCGCGGGGCGGGAGGGAAAGCCACUGGCCAGAGCUCCCAAGGGUAUUCCUGUGGCCUCUUUCCCAAACCAGCCUCAGGGUCAGAACCCAUGGGCCACAAGCAAGCGGCAGCCGCCGCGUGCAGACUUUCUCUCUCGUCCAGCCUUCGUAGGCCCCUGGGAGCCCACAGAGGUGGGGGACAAAAGCAGCACUGGGCACCAGGAGGUGCCCAGGACCUUGGGCAAGCCUGCUCCCUCCCGGGCCCCCGUCGCAUCAGUAAAAUAAGGGGUGGGCUGUUUCACGCUUCAGGUUCUUCCUGUUCAGAGGGCUUGUGUCUAACUUAUGCUGGCCCCCAGUCCGGGUGUGAAGGGACCCACAGGCAGCUCCUUUCCCUAAGAGAGGGCACUGCUGAUGGUCUCACUAGUGGGAUGGGUCACCCAGAAGUGGCUCUCCAAUGUCAGUGUGUGUGCAUGUGGAGGGCAGGUAGAAGAGAGGGGACAGCG
This is a messenger RNA of Globicephala melas (long-finned pilot whale), 4185 nucleotides long. It is a transcript of the gene CRACR2A, whose product is annotated as calcium release activated channel regulator 2A. Lineage: Eukaryota; Metazoa; Chordata; Mammalia; Artiodactyla; Delphinidae. The record is from RefSeq and is a predicted model, not a curated record. Gene Ontology annotation, molecular function: GTPase activity; GTP binding; calcium ion binding. Gene Ontology annotation, biological process: vesicle-mediated transport.